AACUUUUGAUUAUAUAUUGAGGGGGUAGGUGGCCUAUACCGAAUCCACAUUUAAACCUUAGGAUCGGAUGUUGUAAGCAGGACAAAUGGGCCUGUUAGAUAAACUGUCGYGAUGGCUGGGUCUGAAGAAGAAAGAAGUGAARGUGUUGUGUUUGGGACUGGACAACAGCGGGAAAACCACCAUCAUCAACCAACUCAAACCCAGUAAUACCCAGACACAAGACAUUGUCCCAACUAUUGGCUUCAAUAUAGAACAAUUCAAGAGUUCAAGUUUGUCUUUCACAGUGUUUGACAUGUCUGGUCAGAGCAGAUAUAGAAACCUAUGGGAACAUUACUACAAAGAGAGUCACGCAAUCAUAUUUGUCAUCGAUAGUGGAGACAAGUUACGAAUGGUCGUUGCCAAAGAGGAGCUUGAUACUCUUCUCAAUCACCAAGACAUCUGCAGUAGGAGGAUCCCUGUGCUGCUCUUUGCUAAUAAGAGUGAUCUGAGAGAAGCCAUGUCUUCAGUCAAAGUCUCUCAGCUGCUCUGUCUGGAGAACAUCAAGGACAAGCCCUGGCACAUCUGUGCCAGUAAUGCUGUAAAAGGAGAGGGCCUACAGGAGGGGGUGGACUGGCUACAAGGUACAUAACUGUGUGUGCAUGUACGUGUACUUUUUUCUGAUGGAAUUUUGUCACCAAUAUUGAAUCAUUCUGUUUUGUUCUACCUUACCCAUAGAGCAAAUUGCACCGUAAGUAUCAUGUGAGCUCACAUUAGUUUAUGUCACUGUGGUGGACUUAGAGGAUGAUGUUGUUGAUGGGUUUGGAGCAGGGGAGACUAUUCAGUUUGUAACAGGUAUAAUGUUGACGUGUGUCUCAUGAUGAUUCAUCUCCCCUACUCUUAACCCUCUAGUGCUGUACUUUUCUAAUGUAGUUGUSGAACUUCAGGUCUCAUUGUUGAGGCUGUUUGUUGUUGUAACUAUCAUCUCAUGAAUUGUCCAUAUAUUUAUAAACAUAUAUUGUCCAUAUGUUUAGAAACAGAUCAUAUCAGAAUAAUGAAUGAAAUGAAAGAAUGAAAGGCUUACGAUGAAGGAUUGUGAUGGAGAGAGGAGGGACCUCCACAACUACAGCAUGGCUCCUCCAGCCGGCCGUGUCAUUGCUUAUCUUCUCUACUUAUCUACAUACAGUAUGUGGUGCAAGGGAAUCAUUUGUUUUACUCUGUCAUGAUGCCUACUGUAUGGUACUGUUGUAAAGUGUUGAUGUGAAGUGUUGUUGAACCGCUUGCUGCAGUGAAGCGAGACCACCCUCUAAGAUGGAUGGCAGGUAGUCUAGGGGUUUUAAGAGCGUUGGACCAGUAACUGAAAUGUCAAUGGUUCGAAUCCCCAAGCCAACGAGGUGAAAAAU
Molecule: messenger RNA, 1379 nt
Organism: Salvelinus sp. IW2-2015
Lineage: Eukaryota; Metazoa; Chordata; Actinopteri; Salmoniformes; Salmonidae
Product: ADP-ribosylation factor-like protein 6
Biological process (GO): protein localization to cilium; cilium assembly; intracellular protein transport
Cellular component (GO): cytoplasm; axoneme
Molecular function (GO): GTP binding; GTPase activity
Source: RefSeq, a predicted model, not a curated record